CCCUCUCCACAUCGUCUCUAUCUCCUUCUCGCCGGAACUCCAACCCUCCUUCGAAGAAGCUCCAAAGCUUCAUCAAUGGCGGCCUCCAAGGCUCAUCUCCUCCUCUCCUCCUCCCUCCACACCACCCAUCUCCGUUCAACCCCUUCCUUCCCCACAAUGCAAACCCCUCUUCUCCCUUCCCGUCCACCCAAACCCAUUCCUCUCUCUAAAACCCUAGCCGCCACCACCCUUCUCCUCUCCUCCCUCUCUCCCCUCGCACUCGCCGCCGACGACAUCGCUCCACCACCUCCUCCCUCCCCCGCUGCUGCCCAAUUGGAUGAGGCUGUUACACUGGCGAAUCCCUUCGCCCAAUCCCUCGUCACCGCUCCCGAACCCCAGGCCUCCUCCGACCUCCCUGACGGCUCCCAAUGGCGCUACAGUGAGUUCCUCAAUGCCGUCAAGAAGGGCAAGGUCGAGCGCGUCCGAUUCAGCAAGGACGGCGUCAUGCUCCAGCUCACCGCCGUCGAUGGCCGCCGCGCCAACGUCGUCGUUCCUAACGAUCCGGAUCUGAUCGACAUCCUCGCCAUGAGCGGCGUAGACAUCUCCGUCGCCGAUGGCGAGGGCGGCAAUGGUCUGCUCGGAAUCAUUGGUAACCUUCUCUUCCCCUUCCUUGCCUUCGCCGGGCUCUUUCUCCUCUUCCGCCGCGCCCAGGGCGGACCGGGAGGCGGUCCCGGUGGGCUCGGCGGUCCGAUGGAUUUCGGGCGGUCAAAAUCCAAGUUCCAGGAAGUGCCGGAGACUGGGGUUACCUUUGCGGACGUCGCCGGCGCCGAUCAAGCCAAGCUUGAGCUUCAGGAGGUCGUUGAUUUCUUGAAGAACCCGGACAAGUACACUGCUUUGGGUGCCAAAAUCCCCAAAGGUUGUCUGUUGGUCGGUCCGCCGGGCACUGGCAAGACAUUGCUAGCUCGCGCAGUGGCCGGGGAGGCUGGCGUGCCAUUCUUCUCCUGUGCUGCAUCGGAAUUUGUGGAGUUGUUUGUGGGUGUUGGAGCUUCGAGAGUGAGGGAUUUGUUUGAGAAGGCAAAGGCAAAGGCACCCUGCAUAGUGUUCAUUGAUGAGAUUGAUGCAGUGGGGAGGCAGAGAGGGGCCGGACUUGGCGGAGGGAAUGAUGAGAGGGAGCAAACAAUCAACCAGUUGUUGACGGAGAUGGAUGGGUUCUCAGGGAACAGUGGGGUGAUUGUUCUUGGGGCGACGAAUAGGCCGGAUGUGCUUGAUGCUGCAUUGUUGCGGCCGGGAAGGUUUGAUAGACAGGUUACUGUCGAUCGGCCGGAUGUUGCUGGCAGAGUGAAGAUCUUGCAGGUGCACUCCAGAGGAAAGGCACUUGCUAAGGAUGUGGACUUUGAGAAAAUUGCCAGGAGAACACCAGGCUUCACUGGAGCUGAUCUACAAAAUUUAAUGAAUGAAGCUGCUAUUUUUGCAGCUAGACGUGACCUUAAGGAGAUAAGCAAAGAUGAGAUCUCUGAUGCUUUGGAGAGGAUAAUUGCUGGACCUGAAAAGAAAAACGCCGUUGUGUCUGAUGAGAAGAAAAAACUAGUUGCAUAUCAUGAGGCGGGUCAUGCUCUUGUGGGCGCACUCAUGCCGGAAUAUGAUCCUGUUGCCAAGAUCUCCAUCAUUCCGCGAGGUCAAGCGGGUGGACUGACUUUUUUCGCUCCAAGCGAAGAGAGGCUUGAGUCAGGACUGUACAGCAAGAGCUACCUUGAAAAUCAGAUGGCCGUCGCCCUUGGUGGAAGGGUCGCCGAAGAGGUAAUCUUUGGGGAAGAGAAUGUUACGACCGGAGCUUCAAACGAUUUCAUGCAAGUUUCUCGUGUUGCAAGGCAAAUGGUCGAGAGAUUUGGUUUCAGCAAGAAGAUUGGCCAAAUUGCCAUUGGGGGCCCUGGUGGAAACCCAUUUCUAGGCCAGCAGAUGUCAUCACAAAAGGACUACUCCAUGGCAACUGCUGAUGUUGUUGAUGCUGAGGUUAGAGAGCUUGUGGAAAAGGCUUAUUCAAGAGCCAAGCAGAUCAUUACCACUCACACUGACAUUCUUCACAAACUUGCCCAGCUUCUCAUUGAAAAAGAAACUGUUGAUGGAGAGGAAUUCAUGAGCCUGUUCAUUGAUGGCAAAGCCGAACUUUUCAUAGCUUGAGUCAUACAUUUGUAACUCUGGCUGCGGCUUCAUUCAACAUGUCCGUCGCAUCACUGUCCAUGUUAAGCUUCGCAAGGGCCACUGCUUGCAUGUAGAAGGCGGUCGGCCAAUCUGGAUGAACGCACUGAGCUUGCAUCGCGUCCC
Messenger RNA from Dioscorea cayenensis subsp. rotundata (Guinea yam), 2301 nucleotides. Its product is annotated as ATP-dependent zinc metalloprotease FTSH 1, chloroplastic-like. The coding region runs from base 76 to 2157 and encodes 693 amino acids. The record is from RefSeq and is a predicted model, not a curated record. Gene Ontology annotation, molecular function: ATP-dependent peptidase activity; ATP binding; metalloendopeptidase activity. Gene Ontology annotation, cellular component: chloroplast thylakoid; membrane. Gene Ontology annotation, biological process: proteolysis. The transcript has 6 exons. Lineage: Eukaryota; Viridiplantae; Streptophyta; Magnoliopsida; Dioscoreales; Dioscoreaceae.